Molecule: messenger RNA, 3119 nt
Organism: Drosophila santomea
Lineage: Eukaryota; Metazoa; Arthropoda; Insecta; Diptera; Drosophilidae
Exons: 2
Coding region: 1787-2920 (377 amino acids)
Source: RefSeq, a predicted model, not a curated record
GGCAAACGGAGACCCAUUAUAAUUUGAUUGCAACAAAAAGAAUUUGCUCACAAUUAACCUAAACGCUCUUGUGCCUCGGGCGCAGUUUUCACCAGGCCGUCGGUCGGUAAUUGCGUUCUCCAGGCCCCCAGAAAGUUUUAUAAUUGCCUUGCCGUUGGCAGAGAUUGCCACCGUUUCCAUCUAGCCCAUCUACUUCCCUACCUCCCUGCCCCUGCCUCACUCAAUUCUAAUUGAGUUGCAACCAAAAAUUGAGGGGAUAGAGUGAAAAAUUGCGCAUACGCCACGUUUACAACGAUGCGUUUAAUGGACUCUGCGAUGUCUAGCAUAAAGCCACAUGCAACUUUCGUCUCCGGCGGGCAAAUUCAAUUUGUUUAUUGCAUGCUUCGACUCUGUUUAUAUUUAUUAUCAACACCCGGAGAACUCGGGAACUCGAGAACUCCACUGUACGGGCCACUGUAAUUGCAUUUCCUGCCAAAGUGCUAGGCCGAGGUCAGAGGUUGGGCCCUUUCGGAGUGGCUCUUUCAAUUGAGUGAGUGCCGAGUUUGAAGUAUUGUUGGGGUAAUUUGUUUGCUUGUGCAGCCAGUUACUCGUGGUUAUCGCACUGACAGCCCAUAACCGUAUAUGUUAUGUAUGCCUGCCUGUUUGGAGGUUUCUUUAAUGAGUGCCAUUCAUGCUCUAUGAGGUUUGGGGUUUGGAUCUACAUGGUAGGAUAGUUGAAUAGAUGUAUAGUCGAACUCCAAAGUUUCGUAUUAGCCUGUGCCCGUGCCGCGUGCCAGAGUUCAGCGAAAGUGGAAGUCUCACCUGACCUGGAAGCCCACUCAACUGUCACAUAUGUCGGCCAUGUGGACGAAGCACACAUGCGAAUCAACAUGCCAUUUGUGGCAUGUGCCCCAUGCAACCGGAAAUAUAUGCAAAUUUGGCAACAUCUACCUAAUUGGGGUUAACCACUUGGCGAUUAAGCAGCGAAUUUAGUGCUACAGGAAAAAUGUUGCAUAGCAAUUUCCCAAGCUGGCAGCCCCAACAACUCAUUAAACUGUCUCCCGAGUCUUUGACAUAAAAAUGCUAAUUCCGGAAAAAGCACGUGCAGUCGGGGUCAGGAGUUGGGUGGCGUGGGAUGUUAGGGGUUAGAAGGUGGCAUGUUUUUUUUGGGGCAGCUGGAGCAGUUGGGGCAGCCAGCGGAAGUCACUCAGUCGCUUCGGUUGCAUUUCGCGUGCCGAAGACACUUAAACCGCAAUGCCAAAAGGAAGGCGACUCGGGCAGCUAGACAAACAAACAGUCACUAUCGCCGAUUCAGGGCUGCAGAAAUUGUGAUGGAGUGAUGGCAUAUCAGGGAUUUGGAUGGCAGAGAACACCAUACGGAUUUAGGAUUUUAAUCAGUUCCUCUAUAUACAAUUCUAAGAUAUAUAUCAAAAAUAUAGAUUAUUCAGAUAUUCACUAAGAAGGGUUUAUAGCUUGUUUCCAUUGUAAUAACUACAUGCUUCCUUUGCUCAAAUGUAUUAGCUAAACGUUUUGGGAGCCUUUUCCCGCAGCCCUGUGUCUCCGUCCGCAGGUCACCCAGAAACAUGACUUCGACAUGCCGGGCGACAGUGGCUUUAGUGGCGUCGUCGUCAAGCCAAACAGAAGCGGCAGUGAGGCGGCAACUGGCGAAGCAACCAGUCAUCCACCGGCGACGAGGAAGAGGACAACUGAGCACCCGAGCUGGGGACGCUGGAGUAGGCAUUUGUUUACCCGCUUAAUAUGCACAGGAUUUAAUUAGCCAUAGAAUCCUCGGGAGGAGCGGGUGGAAAUGCGUCCCAUUUGGGAGUCGGCCAGCAGGCCGCUGUUUGUGCGCUCCGUGUGGCAGGAGGCGAUCGGGAGGCGCCACUUCAUCCUCGACUACGAGCCGCGACAGAGGCAGCGCUGGAAGCGCCAGAAGACAAGGCUGAGAGGCAACUACCAGCAGACGGAAUCCUACGAGAUUCUCGAGCAGUCCGUGGAGGACAGUGUGGAGUACCUGGACGAGUACCUUUUGCUGGACGCCACCAAGCUGACGCUGCAGCAGCAACAAUCGCUGCCCACCCUGGGUGGCCGCCCAGGCCCCGCCCCCUCGACGGGUGGAGGUCAUCGGGGGGAGCAGCGCCACCAGAGCCGGCAGUCGAAGCGCCGCGCUUGGCUGUUGAGUCGCGGGCGCACCUACAACAUGGACCACCACCACCACAUGGACCAUCAGUCGCGCAGGAGUUCGCUACAGGAUGCAACUAGCACUCUCUCCACGACGGCCAACAAUCCCGAGGAGCGACUGGCCGAAAGGGUGCUGCACUGGUUGGAUUUGGCCGGACGCACUGAUAUAGUGAAGGAGAAGGUGGUGGUCACUCCGCCGGCCACCAGUAGUGCCCAGUUGGCCAGAUCAGCGCAGAGGAUGCAGCGCAGUCACCAUCGCAGCAUGAGUCUCAAGCGCGUGGCGGCGGCGGCAGUGCAUCACCAGCGAUCGGUGGCCAGGAAGCCAGUCGCCAAGCCAGCACCCGUGGCCCAACAGGUCACCAGCUCCUCCCUGUCCGCCUCCAAUGCCAAGCCCAUAACCAUUAUCUUCAACAAGGAGGGCGUGCCCGUGCGCCUCAAUAGACCUGCUCGCAACAUCGACCUCUGCACCCUGAGCAGCAGUGCCAGCACCACGAGGAGAUUGGCUGGUCAGUUGGCCUCGGCGCGCUUGUACAGCGGAGCCACUGCAUCCCCACUGCCGGAGGACAGCCGUACGCCACCACUCAGUGGCCGGGGAAUGGGAUCAUCCGCCGCCUCGGACAGCAGGAAGCAGCUGCACAUCUUCAUGCCCAGUCUGCCCAAGAAGGGUCUGCUGGCGGCGGGUUCCACGCCGGGCAGUGGCAUUGGCGGUUCUGGCGAAGAUGCCCUGAGCACCAGCUUCAGUGAGCUGUGCCAGUUGUAGUCCGCCUUACUGAUUAAGUUGCCUAUCUAAAGGUCCUCGAUAAAGAAAGUACUCAUUUUCCAGUGGGCUUAGAACCGUUUUGAACUAACAACGUAAUUUAAUUUGUAGAACUUUUCAAAACGAUUUCUUAUAUUCUUCUUAUACUUUGAAUAAAAAGGAACUGCAAAAUUUUUUCCAUUUUAAUUGCAUACACAUUCAU